This is a messenger RNA of Falco peregrinus (peregrine falcon), 2146 nucleotides long. It is a transcript of the gene PITX3, whose product is annotated as paired like homeodomain 3. NCBI's taxonomy places the organism in Eukaryota, Metazoa, Chordata, Aves, Falconiformes, Falconidae. The transcript has 4 exons. Gene Ontology annotation, cellular component: nucleus. The record is from RefSeq and is a predicted model, not a curated record. Gene Ontology annotation, biological process: anatomical structure morphogenesis; regulation of transcription by RNA polymerase II. Gene Ontology annotation, molecular function: DNA-binding transcription factor activity, RNA polymerase II-specific; RNA polymerase II cis-regulatory region sequence-specific DNA binding. Bases 282 to 1160 code for a protein of 292 amino acids.
CGGUGCAGCUGGCGGGGGGCGCCGGCCGCCCGCCAUAAAGUGAAUGGCCAGGGUGAAUGGGAGGCAGUCGGCCGGCGCCCUCCACCUCCGCCCUCCCCGUGAGCCGCGGGCCGGCAGCGAGGCGCACGGUGACCGGAGAGCCGGGGGGAUUUACUUUCUGACAGCGGCAGAGCAGCCCGGGCCGCGGGGCAGGGGCCAGCUUCGCCCCGCUCGCAGGAUUAAGGCCGCCCAGCCGAGCCCGCAUCUGGAGCCGCUAUUCCUCCACCACCCAUCGCUGCCCCAUGGAUUUCAACCUGCUGGCAGACGCGGAGGCUCGCAGCCCAGCCUUGUCUCUCUCGGACUCUGGGACCCCUCAACACGAGCACAGCUGCAAAGGGCAGGACCACAGCGACACCGAGAAGUCCCAGCAGAACCAGACGGACGACUCCAACCCUGAAGACGGCUCGCUCAAGAAGAAGCAGCGGAGGCAGAGGACGCACUUCACCAGCCAGCAGCUCCAGGAGCUGGAAGCCACUUUCCAGAGAAACCGUUACCCAGACAUGAGCACCAGGGAGGAGAUUGCAGUCUGGACCAACCUGACGGAGGCACGAGUCCGGGUCUGGUUCAAAAACCGCAGGGCAAAAUGGAGGAAACGGGAGAGGAACCAACAAGCUGAACUGUGCAAGAACAGCUUCGGAGCCCAGUUCAAUGGACUGAUGCAGCCUUAUGACGACAUGUAUUCCAGCUAUUCCUACAACAACUGGGCCACCAAGGGGCUCGCCACCAGCCCGCUCUCAGCCAAGAGCUUCCCGUUCUUCAACUCCAUGAACGUCAGUCCCCUCUCCUCCCAGCCCAUGUUCUCCCCCCCCAGCUCCAUCGCCUCGAUGACCAUGCCUUCAUCCAUGGUCCCUUCCGCGGUGACCGGAGUACCGGCGUCCAGCCUCAACAACCUGGGAAACAUCAACAACCUGAACAGCCCGAGCCUCAACUCUGCUGUCUCCUCCAGUGCCUGUCCUUACGCCUCAACAGCCAGCCCCUACAUGUACAGGGACACGUGCAACUCUAGCCUGGCCAGCCUGCGGCUGAAGGCCAAGCAGCACGCUAACUUCACCUACCCGGCGGUGCAGACGGCAGCCUCCAACCUGAGCCCUUGCCAAUACGCCGUGGACAGGCCCGUAUGAAGGGCUGCCACUGCCAACCAGGGACUUGACCUUAGCCUGACAGAAGGAGACCUUUAGCCCCACAACAGCGUGCAUCCUACAGAGAAUGAGUGAACAGGAGAGAGCUAGAGAGAGCAAGAGGCGAGCAGGCAGACGGACCUUUAUGAAGAUUUGUCUAACUAUCGUAUGGUGAAUUUUGACUGUCUUUCCCCUCCCAACCCCCUUCCCCCCUUGCCCACCAAACCUCCUCCUUCGUGGUAAAGAAACCAAAACAGUCUACUGGGAGCCCCACAGGGAAACAGAAGCCCUGAUGUGCGGGGUGCCUGACCCACGGGCAGCAGAACCAAGCAUGUUUCCAUCUGCCCCUCCAAGCCCUGCAGCAGUGAGCUCCCCAAAUCCCAGGACAGCACGGGCAGCCACACGCCACCCCUGCAGGGAACAGCCAGGGACAGGACAAUGUGGGUGCUGCCAUUCGGUGCUUGGCCAACCCCUUCUCCCUGUGUGUGUGCAAGAUUUCAGUUAAAGGUGUCUUGCUCACUUAUUUAUCAUGCAGCCAGUAAGCUGGAAAGCCUUGUCUCAGUCAAUUGGCAUCUCUCCUUACAACACGUACACAUGCAUGGCCCUUCAGACUUGAAGUGUUUAGGAACUGGGAGUUGUAAGAAUAUACAAUAUGUGCCUGUGUGUAUAUAUAUCUCUAUAUCUACCAUAUAUAUACACAUAUACACACAAAUACAUAUAAAGACAUUAAAAAUAUGCUUUUUUGUUUUGUACAUGAAAUGACCUACAAAGUAGACCUUAAAACCAAAAACCCCGUCAAGCAAACAUAUCCGCUGCAGCGGCGUCCUGUCUGUCAUGCUUUACUGCUUCAGUCAUUUCCAGUCAGACAGGAACACCUUUGCCCGUGUGCAUCCAAAGCAUCCCCUUUUGCAACAAUCAGCACCCCCUUGCACAUCUCCUUCCCUUUCCCUUCUCCAAAUCCCAUUUCCAGAAAAGAUAAUAAAAUAAAA